UUGACGGUAAAAGGCAUAGGAUAUCUUCACAUGGAGUGACGAAUAACAAAACAUUUACUUUACAGUAUUUACACAGUUAGCACAUAACUACAUGUGCUCGGUUUAUAUGGUGGAUUUUUAACUAAAAAAUAGAUACACGGAAAUGAAAAUUGAAGAAAUAAACAGUAUGACAAACUCUUCUUAUUUGGUCGUGUUAUUUUGUGCGACCGCGGGUAAAAAUGGGGAUGAUUUAGGCGUGGACGAGGAACAAGUAGUGUUGUUUGUGUACCUUUUAUACGACCUGCCAAAUAAUAAGGUCGUGGCGGUGCAGCAGCACUAUGUCCGGCCGACCCCGAGUGAGCUUUCCGAGACGGUGAUUACCGAGGAAUGCCGACUGGAGACGGGACUUGACGAGGAGGUCAUCAAGAAUGCCCACCCGCUAGACCACGCCCUCGAAGAGUUCGAUCGGUUCCUAGUCUCGAAGGGUGUCCAUCCCGACCACGGCGGCAAGUCCUUUUGUCUGGCCACCGACGGACCGACACAUAUCCGGCAGGUCCUACAUCCGGAAUGUGGCACGAAGAACGUGAACAUCCCGCAAUACUUGUACUCCUACUUUGACGUUAGAAAGGAAUUUAAGAAAUUUUACAAGGCGGACAAUAUAACUGGCAUCAAGACUAUGUUAGACUAUCUAGGUUUGCAGGAGGAUCAGUCGGUCGAGUACGGGAUCAGGAAGACCCAGGAGAUGGCAGCCAUUAUUCACAGACUGGUCGUCGACGGUCAUGUAUUCGGUGAACACGAGUAUGUCAACGAACGUCUUGAACCGGGAAUAUGUAGCAAGAGUGACGUGGUCGAUGACGAAGUUGUCGUUCGUGCCCGCGGGUUACCAUGGCAAUCGUCUGAUCAGGACAUCGCCCGCUUCUUUAAAGGUCUCAACAUCGCGAAGGGUGGUGUGGCGCUCUGUCUGAGCCCCCAGGGUCGCCGUAACGGAGAGGCGCUGGUACGCUUUACCGACCAAGAAAUGCGGGACCUCGCCAUUAGACGCCACAAGCAUCAUAUCGGCCAACGCUAUAUCGAGGUGUACAAGGCCACAGGAAAGGACUUUCUCAAUGUCGCCGGCGGAAGUAAUACCGAAGCACAGGCAUUCUUGUCUCGAGGUGGGGAAGUUAUAAUACGCAUGCGCGGUCUGCCUUUUACAGCAACCACUCAGCAAGUGCUCGAGUUUUUCGCGCGCGAACCCAAUGUGAGCGAGGUGUUGGACGGUGAAGACGGCAUUCUCUUCGUGCAUUACCCGGACGGGCGCUCCACCGGAGACGCCUUCGUACUCAUGGGGACGGAAGAGGAGGCCGACAAGGCGCUCAAGAAGCACCGCGACAUCAUGGGCACGCGCUACAUCGAGCUCUUCAAGUCCACCACGGCGGAGGUACAACAGGUAUUGAACAGAAGUAUGGAUCCCCGUAACCCAGAACCACAAGAAAACCAAGUAGCAUUACCUCCCCUGAUUGCUCAGCUUCCGCAGGCGGCACUGCCCUACAUCCCGCAAAAUCUCAUAACGAGCGGCACAAAACGAGACUGUAUCCGGUUACGGAACUUGCCGACGUGUUCACAAGUGACGGACAUUUUGUCGUUUCUGGGCGAAUUCUCGCAGUUCAUUGUGUACCAAGGCGUGCAUAUGGUAUACAGCGCCCAGGGCGAGCCUUCUGGUGAGGCAUUCAUCCAGAUGAGUUCCGAGGAGGCCGCGCAGCUAACCGCCAUCAACAGGAACAGACGACAAAUCAUCUACGCUGGCAAGAAACGCGUGAUCGAGGUGAUCCAGUGCUCCGGCGAGGACAUGAACCUCGUACUCACCCACGGGAUCUCAUCCCCCACCCUGUCGCCCGUCGUCCCGCUAGCGCAACAAGCCGCCCUCCCCCUCACACAUGCGCCGCUUAUACAGCGGCAGAUCAUCUCGCCUGGAGCCACAUUGUUGUCCAGCCUACAGGCCCCUGCCAGCCACCACUUUGCCAACCCCUUCACUUCCGCCCUGCAGUUCUCGGCGCUCCCACAGCCCAUCUACGGCAGCCCCUUCCAGCAGGGACUGUCACCUCUAGUCAGCGCCGCCGCCCGACCCGCCAUGUACCCCCAGAUCAUCUACUGGUACCCGACCCCUCCCGUUUCACCCCAGAGCGCCCAGCCGUUCUAUACUAACACGCCCUGCAACACGCCGUCCAUGGUCGUUAUGCGGGGGCUACCAUUUAAUGUCUCUCUGCAAGAUAUUUUAAAUUUCUAUCAAGGAUAUCCAGAGGUAACACCGGACAGUGUUCAGGUUCAAUACACACAUGACGGACUUCCUAGCGGUGACGUAGUCAUUUUGUUCGCAUCACGUGGUGAGGCAGAACGCGCGGUGACCGAAAAAAAUCAUCAAAUCGUGGGAAACAGAAUCGUGGAGUUAUUUUUAGCCGUGUAGUUUUAUGGAUUUAGAAUUCACUUUUAUUCAUAUUGAAUCGUGUCAUCGUAUUUUUUUAUUUAUAAUUUCGUUCCAAUCAUUGUUUCUGUCAAUAUGAUUGCUGUUCAGAACAGAGUUUAUUGUUUGUAUCAUAUACAGAUCUGUUCCUUUAAAUUAAUACGGAAAAAUUUCCAUUUUAAAGGAAAUUCAUAUCAAUAUAUAAAUGGUAUUUAAAUUAGAGAUCUGUUGUUUUAUUUUUAAUCUCAAUUAUCUAGUAUGUUAAUAGAAAUCAUGGACAAAUGUCGAUAAGGUCUGAAUAUUUUCUAGAAGUUGGUUACCUGCUCAUUUUUUAAUAUAAAAAAGUAGCCCAACGUGAUGGUUCUGGUACUAGUAUGAGAAGUGUUCAAUGUUGCAUGCUCUGAAUUAAAAAUCUAAUUGUCGGUAAUUGAAUUUUCAUCAUUAAUUUUAAGUACAUUGUACAUGUUACGUAACAAGCCUGCUACGUGAUAAAAGGACGGUACAUAAUCUUAAUAUUGGUAAUAUUUGCGUUAACGUAUCGUGGUAUUUAUUACCAAAGGCGUACAUUUAUUUUGAUAUUUUGAUAUAACAAGUCGUCUUCUACUUUUGAGGAUAGUGAAAACACAAGCUUUUUAAUUGGCUCACAUGGUGAGCUUUUUUGAAAAGCUUGUUCAGCUGUGCGUUUUAUUUGCCUUUUUAUUUUUUCCUGAUAUUGUUUUGUGUGCAAAAUGCUUAUAAGCCUUUUAUUAUCAUUAUUUUCUUGUCUCAUUGUCUUUUGAAAUUGUGUUUUUAAUAUAUAUGUAUUCUAUGAUUAUUAUAUAACAAUUAUAUCUGAGGAUCUGUCUGCCUUUUGUGUUAUAUUAAUUAAUUUUAAUAUGAUCAGCAUAUUUUGCUGACAUUUUGUUGAAGUGUGUGUAAAUUUUAUUAAAAUUCACGUUUCUUAUUUUUUGUUGUACAUAGAUGUUUUAUUAAUUCGGCAUUAUUGAGAAUUAGAUUCUAAUUACUAUGUUAAUAUAAAUGUAAAAUAUACAAUAUUUUUGUACAUGACAAGACUAAAUCAAAUGAGAAAGCAAUCUAGUCAAAUGAUCCUCCAACAAAAUAUAGUGUAAGAUUACUUUAUAAUAAAUACCAUACUUUGUUUACUUGAGUUUAAGUCAUAUUAUUUUCAAAGAUUAGAGAAAGACACUAGCACAUUUUCUGAAUCUUUUCCUCAAUAACCACCUUAUCAUAUGCAAUUGUACCAUAAUGUCAACAUUCCAUUUUUUCAGACAUCCAUAGUGCCUUAAUUGUGUUCAAAGUGCUAUCUAAUCUUCUUGCAGAUUUGCGAUGCUAUUUUCUGUAAGGAAGUGUGUGUACUCCUAAUUUCUCCCAUAAAUAGCAUCUGGCAUCUACGCAGUGAUUUUGUUGUUGUUGUUUGUCAAAACCACAGUGCCUUAAAUUGAUUAGCGAUAUUCAAUUGUGUAACUUCAAUUGUAAAAUUUCCAACGAUGUCUCUUAUAAUUGGAUGAAAUAUAAUUUAUUAAAAUUGGAAACAUGCUAAUUAUUUUUCAAAUUUGUAGUAAACAGUUAAAUCUGGUACCACUCAAUAAUGAAUCAAGAUUUUAAUGUCAUGAAAUUGGGUUGGGAAAAUACAUAAUUGAUAUUACCACAGUACCACAGUAACUUUACUACAAAUUACGCCAGUCUGCAAGAUUGUUUUAUAUAACUUCAUUUUGUUUUCUACUCGGUUAUGUGUAGGUUUUAUAUAGCAUCAUAUAUUUUCUAACAAUCGUUUUGUUGUUUGACAACAAAUUCACUUGUCUUCCAGAUUUAUUCAAAUAAUUUGCCGUGUUGUAUGAAAUAAUGCGUUGUUAUAAAUAUUUUUGUGAACUAUUUACAUUAAUAUAUGCAUUAGAAGCAGUAUAUACAUGUAUUUUUUGUCUUCCGAAAGUACGCAACAUGUAUAUUGUUAAUAUGAGCACUUUUUACGUGCAAUGUAUAUUUUGUCAUGUACUUCAAAGAAUUGUUCUACUGUCAUUUUUAAGUUUCACAAACUCAAAACAUAGAAAAUUACCGCAUACACGUAUGCUGUGUAAUCAUUAUCAUUCCAUUAUGUGCCUUUGUAUGCCAGACACCAUUGAAGAUAUUUUUUGCUUUUUGCAAUAUAAUGCGCCCAAUCCGCCGACCUGCUUGUUAAGGUAUACGUUGAUUGAACAAUGAACUAUGUACCGCACGCAGCAAAGCUAACCCAGGAUCAACGUUGUGAAAAAAUAUAGAUUAAUUUAUAAAGUUGUUCUUGUGUAACGGUAAAAGAAAAGAGAUACACACUGUUUCGGGUUCUAAAGAUUAAACAUUAUUUGGUAUUUCUAUUUGUAUAAAUAUAAUACAUGGACGUUUUAUCGAGAUACAUACAUUAAAGGUAAAUUCACGUGCAAAAACGUUAACAAGCAGCGGUGCAACAAUAUUAAUAUUGUGAUUCAUGUUACAAACUAUUUCAUUUAUCACCGAUCUGUAUUGUGUAUUUUAACAUUAUAAGAAAAUAGUUUACAAAUUAUGUUAUAUUGUACAUAUUUUUGUCAAUUUUAUGUUUAAACUAAUGACAUAUGAAAUGCCUAUUUUUCAGGGUAUAAUCUAACUGUAACUGUAUACAUUGCUGUAGAUAAUGAUGCCUUUUUCAGCUGUGAAACAUUCAAUACUUUCAUGCAUGAUAUGGUUCAAACGUAUUUAUUUGGUUUAUAUUUUCUAUUGUGUAAACAGAGCUCAAUUUAACCCAUUUAUGCCUAGUGGACUCUCCCAUCCUUCUAAAUUGGAUAAAUUUAUUUCGAAAAUUAGGGAUUUCUAGUAUAUUUAUUUCUAUAUUUAGAAUAUUUCUUACAGAAAUUACUUUAAGCAAACAGCGUAGACUCUGAUGAGACGUCGCAUCAAGCGGCGUCUCAUCUGGGUCUACGCCGUUUGCCAAGGCCUUUUUUUCUAGACGCUAGGCAUAAAUGGGAUAACCAUUUUCUUGACCAUUCUAAAGAGAUUUACAAUCUUAUAAAAAGUGUAAUAAUGAAUGGAAUACUUGAAUGAAUGAUAAAAAAUUACAGUUUGGGUUAAACUGUUCGGAUAAUGCCGUUGAAUUUGAAUUAAUUUCAAAAUUUAAGACAGUAAAACAAGACAGUCGUUCAAAAUUGUAUUGUAAGCACUCGCAAAGUCAUAUGAUAACAAAUUGUAAGAAAAAAAACGUUCAGCAGGUAUACGGACAUGCACGAGAAUUUCGAAACUAAUAUUUCCAAUAAAUGUUCAAUCAAGUAAUAAAGCAUACAUCUCUUUACGAAUGGUCACCUGGGAAACAUGAUCUGCAGGCUAACAUGACAUUUUCUUGCGUUUGUGCAAUAUGGUUAAGGGUAUAACUCAACUAAAACGCUACAUUUUGGUUAUGCGGUGGGUAUAUUUCGAUAGGUAUGCAAAGUCACUUAAACAAGUAUGUGCACUUUAUGACGACCAUAAAUUAAUGUUUUGUUUCGAACUUCAAAAACAGUGGUAAGCUUCGUGCGAGUAGUAAAAAAACAGCUGAAGCUCAUAAGCGUUGCACGUAUAUAAAAGACAUCUAGAGAUACUCAGUUUUAACCCUUUGCAUGCUGGGAAAUUUGUCGUCUGCUAAAAUAUCGUCUGCUGAAUUUCUAAAAUUAUCAUUUUCUUCGAUUUUUUCAAAGAAUACUAUCAUAAUAGCAAACAGAACGUGGCAUCUCAUCUGGAUCCAAACUGUUUGCAAAGGCCUUCAAAAUUCGGUUCCAGCACUGAAAUAGUUAAGUGACUUUGCAGAAAAUUCUUCUUGUAUUCAUUAUAUCAUCGUGUAUAGAAAUUUUAGAGCAGAUACUUCUAGUAUUUCCUUUGGCCUUCUCGAAUAAACAAAUUACUGGAAAAUAAUCAUCAUAAGGUAGAAAAGAAGAGUAAUUUAUAGAAUAGAUAUUGUCUGGGUAUCAGAAAGAAACUUUUAAUUGAAUAUCAUGUAAAACGUUUGAUUUAAGCAAUAUUAUCGAAAUUGUUGUUUCUUUUAAGUAAUUUACUCCAUAUGAAAACAUAUAACUGUAUUGAAUGAUGAUUUCAUAGUUAUCAUGCAGAUGACGUCAUCUCUUAAUUAAUAACAUGUUUUUUGCAGUCAUAUUUCUUUGAUGUAGAUUACAAUAACGCUACAUUUCCAUACAAAAUGCAGCAAUAAAUAUUAUCUUCAUAUAAUGGUGGUGGUUUUACUGGUGUGGCUCAUUUCUGAACCUGGUGUUGGCUUGUUGCUUUUGUUUAUAUUGUACAUUGUACCUAAUUAUCUGGUAGUAGGUCAUGAGUUGAUCUCAGCUGGGCACGUGUUUGUAGGGGUUGGAGCAGGCUCGUUCAUGCAUUUCACAUUGUUGUAUUAACACACGGUGGGUGACCAAAACAGCACGAUGUGAUAGGUGAUAAGAACUGUACUAAAUAGUGAUUACUUUGUAAAACAAUACGCUGGUGGACUGGGAAAACUCAACAAAUUUAACUGGUAUUAAUUGAACGCUGGCUGACGGGUUUUAGGUUAACUUUUGCCUAUUUCAUGAAUCGGUUCUUUGUUGAUUGCCAAUUAAUCGGACACGGAAAUAAUGCGGGUAGGGGAUAUGUUGUUGAUUUGUUUCUCUCAAAGACUGUGAUAACAUUCUGUUUUUAAUUUAUUAAUGAUUAUUAAUGUAUUUAUUGCUGAUUGUACACUGUCGAUAUCGACGACGUUUUAGACAAUUGUGAGAGUAUAUUUAUUUUAUCCUAAAUCAUGAGAGUGAUUGACAUUUAUUGAUUAUUUGCAAAUAAAAAAUCAUUUGAUGAUGUAUUUCGUCCAUUUAAAAAUAAUUCAAAUAUGGUUGCUCUAGUUCCCAUCACAUACGUGCCCAGGGUAGCUACUCGUGACCUAAAUACUGCCUCUCCGGACAAGGGUCCUCGCGCUUCGUAUUCAUUCGGCAAUCUCCGCAAACGUGACGGAAACUACCGAAUGCUUACCAGUGAUUGUUCCGUUUGGUGAAGGAGUCGUUCGUCGUAAUCUUGCCAGCAUAUAUCGCGUGACCAAACCCUAUAUGUGAGUGGCUACUGAAUAAUGGUAGGCUGCAUGUGUAACCGGGCAUGGAUAAUCCCCGAACGAGUUGGUACCUGUCCCAUAAAAUGCUCACAAUAAUAUUAAAGUUCUGUUUUCAGGAAUAGACAUAAAACCCACGUUCAAAAACUUCGUUAUGUCUUUCAUGUUUGUUUUUUUUAAAUUAAUGUUGUUAAACAUGUUUUGUUAAGACUUUCACAUGAAAGUUCAGCAUGACCAUUGAACGUUAAUUAUUUUACGAUGUAUGGUGUGGUCCUUAUAAAUUGUUGUUAAUUGGUUUUGAUUACUAUAUGUAUUACUGAUUACCCUCAUAAUGAAUUUGUAGGUAUAACGACAAAAAGAACGUUGGGUUUUAAUAUUAUUCUGAAACAUGAACCAACCGUGUUCAAAUGCAGUGCAAUAAAACAUAAAAGUUCAAUCUUAAUACAUCAAGGGGACCGUAUAGCUUUGCAAAAUUAAUAUAUAGUUUAUUUAUGUAAAUACUUCCAUUUAAAGUAUAUUUAUCUAUGAUUUAUUUUUUACAAACCUAGUCAUAUUCGGUUCAAGUUUUGAACCAGUUUUAUGUUGUAACUGUUUUUAAACUUGCUGAUAUUUAAACUAGAAGAUAGUAUCUCAAGACAGACAUAUCAUAGGCGACAUAUCCAGUCUGUUCAAGGCAUAGAGACAUAUUUUUAAUUUAUUAUUUUAGACUUUCCUUUUCUCUAUCAAUAUGCAUUUCAUUGUUAUAACUAUGUACAUGUAUGGCUCCAUGACCAUGCCACGCGCAUGAUUGUUGUUAAGAGUGUUUGAGAGAGUGUGAAGAAUGAAAAAUAAAAUAAAGCAGAAGUAAAGAA
Dreissena polymorpha is the source of this 8317-nucleotide messenger RNA. Its product is annotated as epithelial splicing regulatory protein 1-like. Gene Ontology annotation, biological process: regulation of RNA splicing. The record is from RefSeq and is a predicted model, not a curated record. The coding region runs from base 143 to 2422 and encodes 759 amino acids. Gene Ontology annotation, molecular function: mRNA binding; 3'-5'-RNA exonuclease activity. NCBI's taxonomy places the organism in Eukaryota, Metazoa, Mollusca, Bivalvia, Myida, Dreissenidae. Gene Ontology annotation, cellular component: nucleoplasm; ribonucleoprotein complex. The transcript is spliced from 13 exons.